AUGAUACUUCCAGAAGAUUGUAUUAGGGAAAUCUUGGAAUAUCUUUCAGAAGACAAAAAAUCAUUAUACACAUGCUUGUUUACAAACAGAUUAUUUUGUAAAUGUGUCAUACCAAUAUUAUGGAGAGAUCCAUGUUCCGUAAGGAAUGAGCCAUGGUUAGAAUGUUUAUCUAGAACUAAUUAUUGGAAGAUCCUUGGGAAAACAAUCAUCAAAUGUUUUUCACGAGAAACCAAACAAUCACUUUUAAAACAUCAUGUUUUUAUAAAUCCUUCAUUAUUACAACAACCUUUAUUCAAUUACGUUUCAUAUAUUCAAUUCAUUUCCGAAUUUAAAACUAAAAUCUUAAUUAUAGAUAUAUUGAAAGAUGUUAAUAUUAAGAUUCUAACACAAUAUGAAACGAUCAAACGAUUGUUAUUCAAUGAAUGUUGGUCAUUAUUCAUGAAUCAGUGUUUCAAGAUUAAAUCUAUUCGUUCAUCAAGCAUUGAACUAUUUUUCAAACAUCCUAGAUCAAACAAUUCUUUAUCAUCACUUUCCACUCUAGAAUGUUGGAAUUGCUCUAGAGAAAUUCUCGAAUUAUUAAAAAAUGUUCAUACGUUGAAACAUCUUUUAAUCUUUGUGGGUCAAACUAAUGAUAUCGAACCUCUCAUCCUAUCACAAAACAAUUUAAAGGAAAUAUCAUUUUAUUAUGAUUCAAGUGUAUCUCAAUUUCCUUUUAAAAAUCGAAAAACUAUUAAACAUCUUUCUCAAUCUUUAAAGAUUCUUAGAUUUGAUCGUGGCAUUUGUUUAUCCUCACAAAUCAUUUCUUCUUUUAUCAAUUUAACCGAAUUGGAAAUUAAUUACAAAUCAUCGUUUAGUGAAGAAAAUGUACAAAUAUUGGAACAAGUUUCCUUACCAAAGCUUGAAAUUCUUUCAUUGAAAAAUGUUAGAGGGGAAUUUUUAGAUAUUUAUGCUAGAUUAGUGGAUAAUACGAGAAAUUCACUUAAGGUUAUUGACAUUCAUUGUACGGAUAGUAGUAUAUCGAUGGCACCAUCGUUAGAAUCAAUUAAAUAUUAUCUACAUGUAAUCAAGACGAAAUGUCCAAAUGUUGAAAUUUUACCAAUUUGGUUAAUUUCAGAUAUUUCCUUAAAAGAUUUUGAAGAUUUAUUAGAAUCUUGUUUUAAGAUAAAAAAAAUUAUCAUUCACAUCUUAAAUUCAGUUUCAAAUUCGGAUACGGUGUUAGCUAAGCCAAUUUUUUAUUUAUUGGCUUUAAAAUCAUCCGCACUUUUAAAUGAUAUUCAUUUAAUUGGAAGAUGGAGCUUUUCUAAUUUGGAUAUUCAAGACUUUUUUGAAUUAUGGAAGGCAAUGAAAAGGAAACCGUUAAAAUUUAAUUUUCAUAACAAUAUUUAUUCUCAUUAUAUCAUUAAAGUAUGUGAAUUUUAUCAUCAACAGGGUAUCGUUGAUGGAGGUACCAUCAAUUACACCAAACCAUGUAAAUAUUAUUAA
Molecule: messenger RNA, 1482 nt
Organism: Funneliformis geosporum
Lineage: Eukaryota; Fungi; Glomeromycota; Glomeromycetes; Glomerales; Glomeraceae
Source: the annotation of a GenBank genome assembly